GUUUAUAAAGGUCUGCACACUUUUCUGAGUGUCUGUGACAGAGAACAUUGCUUGAACAGUUGGGGCUGUCAUUCAAUAUUUAAGCUGCUCUGAAUGUGAACUUCAACACCAAUAAUAAAGGACACUGGAAUUUGUGGAGAUGAAUGAGUCGGUGAAGAACCCAAACCAGCAGAGCUACUGGCAGGAGAGGGGCAGAUGGGCGGGCUAUGAAGAGACCUAUGAUGUUGAAGCAGGUCGCUGGGGCCCGUCCCACAUCUCCUGCCUCACCUUUCAGAGUCUGGUGCAGAUACGCAGGGCAAUGAACACGGGUGUGAUGAUGUUGGACAGAGAGGAGAAGACACUCUCCAGUAUUAUUGAGAAGAUUGUGGAUACCCUGGUUAGCAAAAAGGAGAUUCAACCAGGGGACAGAGAUAAGGUUCUUCAAGCAUUAAUGCACAAACAGAGCCAGUCUGUAGAGACCCAGCCUCUAACUUCAGGCAUGGAAAUGGAGAAAUUCUCUGUCACAGAGAAAAGGGACACAGCUGAUACUGCAGAGGCCUCGAUGGUGCUAGUAGGUGCUCUGGAGUUCCUGGAGAGGCCUACAAUAGCAUUCGUGCGUCUGCGGGAUGCUGUGGUGCUGGAGUCAGCUCUGGAAACUCCUGUGCCUGUGCGGUUCAUCUUCAUCCUGAUCGGCCCAACCACAACUGACAUGGACUAUCAUGAGUGUGGCCGAGCGAUGGCAGCACUACUAGCUGACAAAGUGUUUAACCAAGCGGCUUUCCAGGCUCAGAGUGACCGGGAGCUGAUUGAAGCCGUGGGAGACUUCAUGGACUGCUGCAUUGUGAUUCCACCCACUGAGAUUCAGGACGAGUCCCUGCUAACAUCACUCAUCCCCUUCCAGAAGAAACUACUGCAUGACAGACUCCGCCCAUCUGACCCCAAACUCCGCCUGGAUGUCAAACCUCGCAAGCCUUCAAAAUCUUCAGGACCCCCUCCAGAAGACCCUCUAGCACGAACUGGUGUUCCAUUUGGUGGCAUGAUUAGAGACAUGAAGAGACGGUACCAGUACUACAAAAGUGACAUCACUGAUGCUCUGAACGCUCAAGUCGUCGCUGCUAUCAUCUUUAUCUACUUUGCUGCUCUCUCACCUGCCAUCACCUUUGGCGGUCUCCUUGCUGAUAAGGUGGAUAACAUGAUGGGUGUUUCAGAGCUGAUGAUCUCCACCUCAGUGCUGGGCAUUAUCUUCUGCCUGGUUGCUGCCCAACCUGUACUAGUUAUUGGCUUUUCUGGGCCACUGCUGGUGUUUGAAGAGGCCUUUUUUAAUUUCUGUAAGUCUCAGGAAAUUGAGUACAUUGUUGGCCGAGUGUGGGUUGGUGCUUGGCUGGUAGUCAUCGUUGUGGUCAUUGUGGCCUUUGAAGGAAGCUUCCUGGUCCGCUUCAUUUCCCGCUUCACUCAAGAGAUCUUCUCCAUCCUCAUCUCCCUCAUUUUCAUCUAUGAGACCUUUGCUAAACUUGGCAGGGUUUUCAAAGAACACCCUCUUAUCCUAAAUUAUGAGCAUUUAAAUAGUACAGCUGAGGACCCUUGGCACUCAGUUGUCAGCUAUCAGAGACUCCUGGACAAUGCUACAGGCAAUAUGUCUGUCGUGAGAUCUGUUCAGCACCGGCCGUAUCCCAACACAGCUCUUCUGUCCAUGUGUCUCAUGUUUGGCUGUUUCUCUAUUGCAUACUAUCUACGCAUGUUCAAGAAUGGCAAAUUCCUGCCAGGCAAGAUUCGGCGUUUGCUUGGUGACUUUGGAGUUCCCAUUGCAAUUUUCCUCAUGGUUGCUAUCGAUAUCAAUAUUGAGGAUACAUACACUCAGAAACUGGUGGUGCCUAAGGGUCUUCAGGUGUCCAACCCUAAGAUGCGGGGAUGGUUAAUCAACCCUAUGGGUGAACACAAGCGCUUCCCCAUAUGGCUGAUGUUCGCCUCUGUUGUCCCAGCUAUGCUGGUCUUCAUCCUCAUCUUCCUGGAGUCUCAGAUUACGACACUGAUUGUGAGUAAACCAGAGAGAAAAAUGGUCAAGGGUUCUGGCUUCCAUAUGGAUCUUCUCCUCUUGGUGAGCAUGGGAGGUCUGAGUGCUAUAUUUGGCAUUCCUUGGUUGAGUGCUGCAACUGUACGAUCCGUAUCUCACGCCAAUGCCCUGACUGUCAUGAGCAAGGGCCCAAAACCUGAGAUUGAGAAAGUUCUGGAACAGAGAGUCAGUGGAGUAGUGGUGGCUUUGCUUGUUGGUCUGUCCAUUCUCAUGGAGCCCAUUCUAAAAAUGAUUCCAAUUACAGCUUUGUUUGGAAUCUUCCUCUACAUGGGAAUCACAUCCCUCAGUGGUAUUCAGCUUUGGGAUCGAAUGCUGCUCCUUCUUAUUCCCAAGAAGUAUCACCCCAAUGAACCCUAUGCUACCAAAGUCAGCACCAGUAGGAUGCAUGUGUUCACUGCGAUCCAGAUGGUGUGUCUGGCAGUCCUGUGGAUGGUGAAAUCGAGCCCCGUGUCACUGGCUCUACCAUUCGUCCUGAUACUCACCAUUCCUCUGCGCAUGUUAAUGACUGGGCGACUUUUCACUGAGCAAGAGAUGAAAUAUCUUGACGGUGAUGAUGCCAAGGCAACUUUUGAAGAGGAGCCAGGAGUGGAUAUGUAUUCUGAAACACAAAUGCCGUUAUAGAUCCUUUUCCUGGAACCAAAGUCAUUUUUCACAAUCAACUUUUCAUGUCAGGAGAAUUAGAGUGGGUCCAGUAUAUAAAAAUUUUGACAAAAUGAUGCCCAAUUUCAACCCUCUUUUAAUGCAUUAAGUUUUAUCAUUUUUAGGUGUUUGUGUGUGAGUGUUUUCUCUGUUGUUAUAAUGGUCCAUUACAGUUCUUACAAGAUGACAUGUCAUCAUGAUGUGCAAAAUAUAAACACAAGUGCCUUAAAUAACUUUUGCACUAAUAUUCAUUAAGGUGCUGCAUUAUGGUCGUAGGACCAGCACAUCCAAAAGAUAAUAUAUUGUUCUUCAUUAUAAAGAAACUGUUUUUAUAAAUACUUUGUCUUGUUGAAAGUAUAGAUUUGCUUUGCCCCUCACAUAAAGAUGUGCUAUUACCAGUCUAGAUGUCACUGGAUGAUUUAAACCUGAAAAACAUUUUUCCUGACGAAUGUAUGUAUUUUAUGUUGUUCGAUAAAUCUACAUCAAACAACAUGUCAAGUGUAUUUCCUUUCCAUGUUACAGGCAAAUAAGACAAAGAGCCAAAGUAACAGUGCAUAAAUGUGAAGUAUUUCAAAUAUAUAUCUGUAAUAAAUUCUGAAAAAAUAUGCGUGAUAGUUUGUUU
Molecule: messenger RNA, 3311 nt
Organism: Labeo rohita (rohu)
Lineage: Eukaryota; Metazoa; Chordata; Actinopteri; Cypriniformes; Cyprinidae
Gene: slc4a1b
Product: solute carrier family 4 member 1b (Diego blood group)
Exons: 18
Coding region: 140-2671 (843 amino acids)
Biological process (GO): transmembrane transport; monoatomic anion transport; regulation of intracellular pH
Cellular component (GO): basolateral plasma membrane; plasma membrane
Molecular function (GO): monoatomic anion transmembrane transporter activity; bicarbonate transmembrane transporter activity; solute:inorganic anion antiporter activity
Source: RefSeq, a predicted model, not a curated record